This is a messenger RNA of Aspergillus steynii IBT 23096, 1099 nucleotides long. RefSeq lists its product as uncharacterized. The transcript is spliced from 2 exons. The coding region runs from base 260 to 1051 and encodes 263 amino acids. The record is from RefSeq and is a predicted model, not a curated record. Lineage: Eukaryota; Fungi; Ascomycota; Eurotiomycetes; Eurotiales; Aspergillaceae.
CGACCCCCUGGCCGGUUUUAGUUGCUUUUCCCCAACUUGUCUGCAAGGGCCUGCAGACCUGCAGGACCGUGUAUGUGUCACGCUGUGGCUUGACUGGUGUUAUUUUGGCUGUGAUUACGAUGCCCCCUGGCGAUUUGCAGUCUGGCACUUCGAGAAAGAAGCAGCGGGAACGUAGAUUAAUAAUUACGAUCCCAGUCGAUUACUAGGGCUGAAAGGGAAUUGCUGAUUUUCUCUUAUCAACCCCUCUCCUGGAGUCCUUAUGGAGUUGGGGUGCUAUCUCAUAUCUGUACUCCGUACUGCGUAUAGAGUAUUUCAUCUGGCCUUGUGGAGAUUGGGCUUCGAUCUUUCCUCUCUUCCAUUGUCAGCUUACUCCGUACUGUUGUUCUCGGAAACCGAUUUAGAGUCGGGAGGCAACUUUUUAUUUUUAUUUUUAUUUUCAUUUUUUUUCUCCUUUCCAGAACACCAGAAGAACGGACAUGGAAUUUUCAAAGAAUACUCACGUCCCGAGGCUUCCACCACCUUCUUUUUUUCUGACCGUAUGGAAAAGCCGGCCCACCCUUGCGGCGAAGCAGCUAAUCAGAUGGCCAUUCGGGCCGGCCGUACGUGGCUCAACUCGACCAGUCAAGACGCCCUCGCCCAGCCCCGGUGGCUUGCGUGUGUGUGCAUAAGUCGGCCAGGCGCGUGGCCAUUGCGAGGACUCGUCGACCAGGGAUCCAAGCCAAUCCACAGCGACCGGAGGGAUUGGGUGGUGCGACCCUCCCUUUCCCCUCUUUCGCUCCACCCUUCCACUUCCCACACACACCACCCAGCCCACACGCACACCAGGAAGAACUUCUCGCUGUGGCGGUUGGCGCCGACAACGUGUUGCUCGUUUGGGAUUCCUUCCCCCUCGCUCUUGGGAUAUCCGAGUCUUCGUUUCUUUGUUCUGGGACCGGGAAGCUUGUUGGUGGCUUUAAACUCGUCCCCCCCCAUGUUAAUGUGUGUGGAUGGUGGUGGCAUACCAACCUCGAGGAUGGCUCCUGUGCAACGCCCAUUCCAUCCCGAUGGAUGAAUGGAAUGCGUGAUUUUCCCGGGGACAGGAGAGAUUUCCCGUCCCUUU